Scheffersomyces stipitis CBS 6054 is the source of this 2229-nucleotide messenger RNA. RefSeq names its product Cta7p (gene CTA7). Gene Ontology annotation, molecular function: DNA-binding transcription factor activity, RNA polymerase II-specific; sequence-specific DNA binding; zinc ion binding. Gene Ontology annotation, cellular component: nucleus. Gene Ontology annotation, biological process: positive regulation of transcription by RNA polymerase II; DNA-templated transcription. Bases 1 to 2229 code for a protein of 742 amino acids. NCBI's taxonomy places the organism in Eukaryota, Fungi, Ascomycota, Pichiomycetes, Serinales, Debaryomycetaceae. The record is from RefSeq and is a predicted model, not a curated record. The transcript is spliced from 3 exons.
AUGGGUUCCAAAGGACGUAUGAGAGUGUCCAAGGCAUGCGAUCGAUGUAGAACUCAAAAGAUCAAGUGUUCAGGAACCCAUCCAUGCGGAACGUGUGUCAAACACAAGAAGGAAUGUACCUAUCUGACAAACUUCUCAACGGGGGGUGGCCUUCUCUUUCCACAGUACAAGAAACAAAAGUUGAUGGUAGAACCGUUUGGUUUGCCAGUAGUGAACCGUGCCAACGACAGAGACUACAUCUCGCACUUAGAAAACAGAGUACAGUACUUAGAGAACUUGCUUUCCAACAACACCAUGAAGACAUUCAAGGAUCCACAGAUUGAAGAGCCCGAAAAUGUUGAACUUGAACUGGUGCUCAUCGCUCCAAGUAGUAAAUGGAGAUGGCUGAGACGUCACCAGAACCUUCUUCUAAUCGAACUCUGUAAAUCGAUGUACUCCAACCUAUCCGAAGAACUGAAGCAGUUGGUCACGUUACCCAGAACCCAGUACUUUGGCUGGAACAUGUCGGGGUGCCAUUAUGUCAGCUCUGAGGAGUUGCCCAAGUUGCCGGACAUCAGCGUAGAUUCUGAAAAGUAUAUCGACUUCUUCUUCCAGGAAAUCAACCCGUUGUUUGCGAUUUUGCACGAGACAGUGUUCAGAGAACAAGUCAUUGCAUACGACAAGUUGCUUCGUGAACAGUUGACAUUGAACAAAAACGUAAACGACAGAGACUCCAAAACCAACCAGACACGUUUAUUCAGUGCCAAGUUGUUCUUGGUGUAUGCUUUAUCUAUUCGGUUUCUUGAAGUUCAGAAACCGAAAGGUCCCUCCUUGGAAAUGCUCAAGAUCGAAGAGCAACUCUUCAAGUACGCAUAUAAAGUUGUGUCAAUCUUAGCUUUCGAAUGGGAAUCUUUUGAGUUGAUCCAGAGUUGGUUGUUGAUCACGUUGUACUUAAGAAUUACACACCGUCAGACUUCAGCUCACCAUGCGCUUGGUCAGGCUAUCACUAUGACCAGAGCUAUGGGAUUGGGGCAAGACAAUCCUAAACUAGCAGUUUCUACACCCUAUGAACGAUUGAAGGCCAAAAGAAUUUUCUGGUGUGUCUAUACAUUUGACCGGUUGUUUGGCUUGCAAACAGGUAGAUACUGUGCUCUCAGAGAUGAGGAUGUAGCUCGCGAGUUUCCUGAUUUCGACUUCGAAAAGGAAACCCAGCGGGAUGACUGGAUCACCAUUCCUGCGUUCGCUUUACUCCAGAUUGCAAGAAUAUCAAACUUCGUGCACACCUGUGUAAACGACCAUCCUUCCCUUAUCAAGUAUCAACAGAUAAAUAAGGAGUUGGUUAUUCUCCACGACUGGUUCAACUCGGUAGGAUUCCGCAACGACUUGCUAUUCAACAAGGGAGCGGCCCUAGAUGCAGCAGACGAAGAUGGUAACUCAACCAGAGCUAUCAGUUCCAUGGUCAAGGCUCAGGUCAAGUUGCAUUACUACGAUCUUGUAUUAUGUAUUCACGGAAAGGUGCUAUUCAAUUAUAUAGGUAGAAGAAUUACCAGCAAUGGUUUGAAGCUCGAGAUGGUGAUCGAUGCAUCGCGUGGAAUAAUUGAAGUCCUCGACAAAACCAAUAAGGCGGGCCUCUUGUAUACGCCCUGGUACUUGGUUCUAUUGCUUUUGUUCAAUGUUGGUGUCAACUCCAUCGCGUUGAUCAACAGUGGUAUUUUUGUCGAACAGUGCCGAACAAUUUUGAAAGAUACUAUCAAAUUGCUUACCAUUUUGAAGAAGGCUUCUGUGCGCAAUGAACAUGGCAAGCUUGUCAUGAAGGAGCGAUUCAAGAUGGUCAAAGAGUGUGUAUGGGCUCUCAAGAUGGCCAACAGGAUAUUGACUUUACGUUUAGAAGAAGACAUUAGAGCCUUGAACACAAUUGGAACAGACCAUGGUUCCUCAGAUGUCAACAAGCAAAUGUUCCUGCAAUUGGGAAUGAGUAACGAACAAGGAGAAGGACAAUCUCUACCAGAAAAAAGCAAGGACGAGUUCAAUGAACUCUUGGAAAAACAACUUCAUAGAGCUGACGAGCCUCAAGAAAUGGCUGCGAAUCCAGCGCCAAUGGCGGGAGAUAGCAUCACUCCAAGCUCGACUGCUUCCAUGGACUUUAGUCGUGGCGAUCCUACCUAUUCCGUUGAGCCUGGCGAAGUCGACAACCUCUUGAGCAACUUGCAAUGGUUCGAUCAGUGGUUGGACUUCAACUACGAUCUCUAA